Molecule: messenger RNA, 3764 nt
Organism: Hermetia illucens (black soldier fly)
Lineage: Eukaryota; Metazoa; Arthropoda; Insecta; Diptera; Stratiomyidae
Exons: 4
Coding region: 204-3692 (1162 amino acids)
Source: RefSeq, a predicted model, not a curated record
ACGUAAAGAGAAAAGUGCUGUGUAAAAAUCCGUAAGCGUUUUCAGUAUUUUGAUGCUGGACUUAUUGAUAAAAUUAUUUUCAACCUAGAAUAUGUCCUCAUAUUAGGGAGAGAGGAGGAAGGGCAAGCACAACAAACGUAACAGAUAAAUCUAAUAAAGCUGUUACACCUAGCAAAAAGGUUGAAUAUCAAGGAAAAGAAAUAAUGCAAGUUGUGGAAGAACUUAUGGAACAAACUUCAGUUUUGAAGAACAGAUUACUUAAUAUGAUAAACUUCUUUGAAACAACCAUAGGAGCCUGCGCGAGUAUGCUGGAAAUUUCGACUGAAUUCCAGCAUUCAGUAUGUUCAUGCGCAUCAAGUCAAAGAACAACGGAGCAGCAACUAUCAAGAACAACUGCUGGCGACGAAACUAGCUCCUGGCAUACAAAUUACAGUAAGACAGUCGCUGGUUCAAAUGACAAUGGUAAUGAGGAGCAAAUCGACCCAGGCGGCCAAAUGGCAGCUACACUUUCGACGAUAUCUGCCAAUAGUAGUUUGAAGCAAAGGCACCUCCCUCCCAUCCCAUUUGACAAAGCGACUCAAAAAGUUAGUCGAUCGCGGUUAAGUUUACAAAAUCAAACUAAGAGUCGAAAAGAGGUUUCGCCAGAAAGAUCGGGAAUAAACCCAUUUUCUUCAUUGCGUUCCAUUGAUCAAACUGGUUCAGAAAGCGCUGAGCCAGGAAGAAUACAAACUCGUAAAUAUCAGGAAAAUUCUCCACAAAACUCCAAAACGAUGCAAAAUUCGUCCUUCUCUGGAGAGCGGUCUAGGUCUGAGGCAGCUUCACAAUUAUCCAACAAGAGUCUACGAGGCAGCCAGACGUCGAGGCAUACGUUAACAGGAAUAGAGCUUCGAAAUGCUGCGCUACAAGGCAGUGAUAUCGUAAGCGAAAGGUCUACUACACGUGAAGAUAAAAGCCUGGCGGGAUUGACAACAUAUGAGAAGCAAAGAUCACACAUAUCUAAUAAAACCCAGCAAACCGAACACCUUCCACCAAUUCCAGAGAACACAAAAACCGUACCUCCAUGCCUAUGUGCGGAAUGUUCCUUGGAGAGGCAAAUGAAUCAAAUUGUCAAGCACACAUCUUGUUCUAGUGCACCAACCUCCCCAACCAACGAACACCAAAGAAACGGUGUUUUAGGUAAACGAACUUCAUCUGACCUGGACCACCAAGAAGCUGGGAUGGAUUUGGAUAAUGGCCUCACAACAUCAUCUCGAUCGAAAAGUCAGUUGAAAAGUUAUUACUCAAAUCGAGAAAGUUUGAGCCGAAUCGAUACGAAGAGAUCAGGUUCACAAUCUAAAAUUAGUGGACCUAGUCAAGGUAAUAAGAGAUCAACCAGAAGUCACAGCAAUGAUUCAAAAGUAUCCCUGCAUCAAUAUUCCCCUUUCUCAGUUCAAGAGGCGAAGUUGAACGACAAGUCAUCGAAGACAGAUUAUACAGCCGAUUCUGUGUCCUUCAGGUCAAAAAGUGGAGCCACUACCAUUGAAGAUGCGACAUCGGAUGCAUCCAGUAACGCUGACCUCACAAAAAAGGUUCGACAGGUUCAGAAAGAAAUCCAAGAGCUGCGAGAAAAGAUGUCUUUAGUGCAAGGUUGCUGUUGUGCAUGCCACUAUGUAGACCAUGAAAAUGUUUUUGCACAGAGCAUGUCCGCUCAGCUGUUAGGAAAGGCUAAUCAGAUCAAAGGUCUGCUAAAUGACCUUAAAUCAGUUUGCUAUCAGCAGGUCAGCUUAUCGGGCGAAGAACUGCCAAACACCGGACAGCAAAUUGUGACUCAAAAAUGUGAAAAGCAGAUUCGACGGAUCCAUCCAGAAUUUACAAGGACCGUAAAUCAAGUGCAAAAUAUUGAGGCAACUAGAAACAGAGAGGGCGACGUGCAUAAUGCAAAAGUGAAUGAAGCUCUCGAAACGGAAAUUGACACAAAAUAUAAUGACAACGACAUCCCAGAAAAUAUAAAUCUUAAAACAAAAGUUGAAGCCAUUGAGCGUUUGGAAAAUAUAAGUCCAAAAGAGACCCACCGACAGACAAGAACAUUAACUGAGAAAACCGUGAAGACACCUGACAAAGCGUUUCGCGAAGUGAACACAGUCAACGAGAAUGAUGUUACUCAUGAUGAAGGAAGGGUUGUCAGGACUACAAAAAAGGUGGUCCGUACGGAAAUCUUGGAAGACAAAGAGCCUAAGGAACGCAUCAUAACCAAUAUAAAGAUACGUCGUGUUUUUGACAAUAAAACUGGAAAAUGUACGGAAACUGUUACAGAUGGCGAUGAAGAUUCGAAUGAAUCUGAAACUCAAAAAAGUCAAAAAUCAACAAAGAUUUCCUUCCGUGACCAACGGCAAUCCGGUGGUGAAUUCAUAGAUACACAGAGCGUGAAGAAAGUCUUUUCCGACACUACCCAGAACAAACCAACCACAAAAUCUAAAUCAGAAUUGCCAUUGCAAUCAAGUUUCAAGAGUUUGCAGAAAUCAACUACCGCUGGACUUUUGGGAAAUUCGCGUGGUUUCCCAUCAAAGACCACAAACUUAACAGAAUGCAUCAAUAUAGAUGUCAUUGAAUGUCAGCCUUCGGAAGAUCCAUCUGACGACUCGAUAUCAGAAUUUAUGAGCAAAAAGUCUUACGAACAAGUCGAAACCCCGCCCACAAAAAUCAGGAGAAAAUCUUCACAAAUGGAAGGUGGUUCACCGUCAAAGCACUGGUCUGAGCCGCAAGCUGAAGAAGAAGGCUGCACCCUGGAAAGACGGCCUGGUGGAACUUCUAUUAGGCAGACUUGCUCCAAAGUCAUGUAUGUGGCUCCUAGGUCGGAAAUUCCUGGCGUGAAAUAUAUUGGAUGCAAACGAAGUGAUAUGUCUAAAUAUCCUGGCUAUAGAUCAAAAGUAAGCAUUGAUAAGCGCUUGAUAAUGGACGCGCAAACGUCAAAAAGAUUCGCUCGUCUAUCGAACCCCUCCCGUUACUCAAGUACUAGAAAAAAUUAUCCUUCCACAAAGGUUAGCGAUCCAAACUUGUCAGAAAAUGAACAAGAAAUUGCCACUUCCUGCUUCCCUUCCUCUGCUGGGGAGCAGGGUGAUCCUCAUUCGCGGCCUGAAACACCGCCUAGCACACAAUACAGCCAAGGAGCUACAGAAACUUCCUCCCCUAAUAAAAUAUCUCAUACAUCUACUCUUAAUAGAGCGUCGAAAGCAGUUUUUCGCGACAGAACUAACUCACUUAACCGCUCAGCAGGUGGUACUUCCAUUGAGAUAGGCUCAGGUAAAAACGAAAACAGUUCUAAGAUUCCUAAAUCUUCAACCUCGGCUAGUGCAAAAAAGCCAGGUGUACCACUUACUGAGAGCAUAGCUGAAAUUAUAAGGAAGUUGAGUGGAAACCGCUCGCCAAAGGAUUUUUUCGUUUCAAUCCUACCUGAAAAGAUUGAAAUGAAGGCGUUUAGAAUUAACGUAAUUGACAAAGAAACGGGCAAUCUUUUAGGGCACUUUUUUGUAGACGAAGAGCAAUUCAAACAGGCCCGCGAUGAGGGAGUCUUUGAUAAUUAUUUGUCACUCUUUGUCUUGAAUUCAUUGGGAUCAUACAGCGACUACGUAAAAAUGAGAACGGGCUUCGAUUCUGGCGCCCUUCACACAAUCCGGUGUUUCACAAAAUGCACUUGCUCUGCACCCUUAGAUUGAAAUACAUAGUAGUCAUCACAACGUUGUCCAGUAUCAGUAAAGAACAUAAUAGUCAUUAAUAUAUACAUGUGU